This is a messenger RNA of Entamoeba invadens IP1, 549 nucleotides long. RefSeq lists its product as hypothetical. The record is from RefSeq and is a predicted model, not a curated record. The transcript has a single exon. Bases 1 to 549 code for a protein of 182 amino acids. Lineage: Eukaryota; Evosea; Mastigamoebida; Endamoebidae.
AUGGAAUUUCCACAGCUCGAGAAAAAUAACGUCUUGUUGGAUUGUGUAUAUCGUCUCCUCAAAAAGGACGCAAAUAAUGUAAGAGAUGAUCAGAAGGUCGUUCAGCUCAGUGCUGACUUGAUUAAUAUCGUUGGCUUUGCCACCGUGCAAUCACCUCAAAUCAAACGCGACAUUACGACACUUUUAAACAUUUUUGACGUCGAUAUCCAAACAACCUUCUUUAAAAACAACGUAAACGAGUUGUCUCUUACGAGUGUUGAUUGUCCAACAAUCGCAAUACUGUCUUCUUGUCACCAGAAGUGUUUAGAAUUUCUGCUUUAUUUUAUUGAGCUCCAAGAAAAUAGCAAGAGAUAUGUCUACAACUUCGCGCUGCGUUUUGUACCUUUUCUCGUCACUGUUUUGUAUUCUUACACCCUCGCAGAAAAGGAAACAGCCCGGAGUGAGAUAUCAGUACUCUUUAAUGAUUAUCUCUUUGAGGGUGUAUCUUACAAUUUGUGCAACUUCUUGCGGUCGACUGAAGAGGCUCUAUUGCUCCGUGAGUCAGUUUGA